AUGGUUAAUCUCCUGGCAUUUGUUUCUUUGCUCGCCGUUAUUCCCUUUGCCCUUGUUGCCGGGGAACAGGAUGCCCAAACCUUCGACCUUACGUAUGAUUCACAAUUUCAAGCGUAUGCCUCCCCGCAGGACGACUUGAGGUUAAUUCAAAUCAGCGAGACGGAAUAUCGCUGGCUGACCGAAGGACAGAUACUCGAUUUAAUUAGGGAGAAGGUCAAAUUUAUGGAUAUAACCGAUUACACAGAAUUGGGAACAAUUUAUAAGACGAAAAAGAAGCGUGGAGCAAAGAGAUUUGACGCAGCUGUGUCGGUUAGGCAGUUCACCCAUCGAUGGGCACAAAAAUCCAUCAUUGCGAGAUUCGAAGGCACCGAUCCGGAAAAAGAGAAUGAAGUUGUUAUAGUGGGAGCACACCAAGAUUCAGUGAACAUGUGGAUGCCCAACUUUGCUGAUGACGAUGGGAGUGGAACGGUCACAAUUUUGGAGGCAUUCCGUGUGUUGGUCGAAGGAAAUUUCAGGCCCGAGCGACCGGUUGAAUUUCAUUGGUAUUCGGCUGAGGAAGGUGGACUUUUAGGUUCACAAGCGAUCGCCCUGGAAUAUGAAAAAGAAGGAAGAGACGUGAUUGGCAUGCUACAGAAUGAUAUGACGGGAUACGUUGGUAGCAAGGAACGCGAGUCAUUUGGAAUCGUUGUCGAUUAUGUUGAUUCCGAUCUGACCAAUUUUCUCAAGACACUUAUAACCACAUACGCAGAUAUUCCAUCGCUCGACACUAAAUGCGGGUAUGCUUGUUCGGAUCAUGCUUCGUGGUCAAAGGCUGGGUUCCCUUCGGCAUUUGCUAUCGAGGGUCCCUUCAAUGAUUCCAACCCAUACAUUCACACCGUGAAUGAUUUGAUCGAGCACCUCAGCUUCGAUCAUAUGCUCGAAUUCGCAAAGGAGGAUUCGCCGCUUCCGGCUUGUUUAUUCCAGAGUGCCGAAACUUUACAGGACGCUGAGGUCGCGCGUACGAAAGAAUUGUAUUCUUUCACGUUGGAUAUCGAGGAAGAGGGGGAAAAGAUUUCUUUAACUUUGGUCGACAGCCCUGGCUUUGUAAGGGAUAAUGAACUUAGGCUUGACGUUCAAGUGACGGAGGCAUUGAGAUAUAUCGAGUCCCAGUUCGAUAUUACAUUGGCUGAGGAAACGAAAGUAAAGCGUAACCCCAAGGCUCAAGAUAGUCAAAUUCAUGCUUGCCUUUAUUUCAUUGACAAUACGAAUAACGGGCUAACCGAUAAGGAUGUUCGCAUCUUAAAACGACUGACCGCUCGCGUAAACGUUAUCCCUGUUGUCGCCAAGGCCGAUUUACUUACGACCACGCAACUCGCGAAACUCAAGCAGGCUAUCAAGAACGACCUGAAAGAACAUAGCAUUCCUGUAUUCGAUUUUCCCAUUGAUGAUGAGUUGGUGGAGCCUGAGGUAGCAGAGGUGGUCGCAAACGCACAAUCCUACAUCCCGUUCUCUUUGAUCGCUCCAGAGGAUGCCGAUGUCAUCGAUCCAACGACCGGAGAAAAAAUUCGGGGGCGUCAAUAUACAUGGGGAAUCAUUGAUUGCUUAAACCCAAAACAUUGUGAUUUUGUUGAAUUGAGGAACGUACUCCUGUCGAGCCACCGAAAAUUAUUCAAGGAUAUUACCCUGGAGGUGUUCUACGAACAGUAUCGUACCGAAAGAUUGAUGGCCAGAAAGGCGAGUAAGAUGAUUACCAAGGAGCAAAAGAAGAAAUUGAUGGAGGAUUUAUCGGAAAUUUAA
Messenger RNA from Acaulospora colombiana, 1776 nucleotides. The record is from the annotation of a GenBank genome assembly. NCBI's taxonomy places the organism in Eukaryota, Fungi, Glomeromycota, Glomeromycetes, Diversisporales, Acaulosporaceae.